GUAUUCCAAUGUAUUGAAAUGCUAAAUUCUUUUAAUUUGAUAUUUUUCUAUGCAACAUAACUAAAAGCAGGUUUUCAAAACUCCUCUUAGCAGUUUUCUUUUUGGGGUAUUUUUCAACUAACACGGAGUAGAGAAUAACUGAAGAGCCUAAGGAAAUUACAAAUGGUUUUAAAAUCCUCUGCAAAUAAAACAAUCUGUGUAGUGUGGCAUCUGCAUUCACUUCCCAAAAUAGCUCAAGCUCAGUCACAUUGGAUUGACAGCGUCUGUGACCAACAAUCUUCCAGUUUUCUCGCUAGAUUGAAAUAUUUCCUUUGAGUAGGCCAUUUUAACAAUAUAAACAUGCUCUCGUUUUAGCCACCCCAUUGUAGCCCUGGCUGCAUGUUUAUUGUUGUUAUCCUGAUGGCUCGGUUUCCAUCUUUUGCAGCUUCUCUUCCUGGAAUGCCCUGGAUUGAUCUUCAUCCAUCAAUUAUAAUCUAUAGAAUAUCACAGCGGCAAAGGACUCCAUUAAUAUUUUGAUAGGUUAUAAUAUUUAAUCAUGCAUUCAAACUGUGAUGUCCAGUACUGUUUUUUUGGUAUGUUUGAUUCUAAGUGCUUUUGGAAGAGGUUGUGUUAAUUGGUCUUUUUAUGUUCAUUUUAUUUUUUAUUUUCUUCUCUUUUUUCAGGUUUUCAGUCUUUUCAGGUAAAUUUUGUGGCAGUAGUUGCCUUUAUUCGCGGCAUUUAGACAAGGGGACAGAGGUAGUAAAGGUCCCGGCGUCGGGAAUCGAACCCCGGACGCUGCGAGGACGUAAUGACGCUCAUUCUACUGCUUUGCCCACCAGUACAUUCAUAUAAUCUUUGUGGCUAGUUUUGUCCCAGUGUUGAGUUGUGAUGGGUGAAAAAAUCUUUUUUUUGUCGCCAUCUCCUGGACAAAAUGAAAAACGCACACUCAUCGUGUAGUUCCCUCGCCCACUAACGGCCCCGCCUCUUCCUGCUCGUUUUCGCGGCACUUCUCCGCGAGGGCGGAGUCACGCUGUCCAUUGGACAACUUCACGUUGACGCUGCGAGUAUGCAAACAGGACGUGUCGCGUCGGGCCAAUCGCGUGUCACGCUUCAUUCGCUCGCGGGACGCAGUGGCGCGAAAAGCUUUCGGUCGGUCGUGCGGUCAAGCAGCAGCGGGGAAGAGCAGCUCCGAGUUUAGCAGCUUUUUUAGAAGAAACUAACUAAUCGGACGGAAAUGGCAACCGACAGCACAGAUGACCGGGAGAUGAGGGAAGCUCAGAGGGACUACCUGGAUUUUCUGGACGACGAUCAAGACCAGGGCAUUUACCAAAGCAAAGUCCGGGAUAUGAUCAGCGAGAAUAAAGCCCGGCUCAUCGUGAACAUCAACGACCUGAGGAGGCGCAACGAGACCCGGGCUGCGAAACUGAUGAGCAACGCGUUCGAGGAGCUGCUGGCGUUCCAGCGGGCUCUGAAGGACCUGGUGGCCUCGGUGGACGGCACCUACGCCAAGCAGCACGAGGAGUUCUUCAUCGGCCUGAAGGGGAGCUUUGGCUCCAAGCACGUCUCCCCACGCACCCUGACCUCCCGCCUGCUGGGCAGCAUGGUGUGUGUGGAGGGCAUCAUCACAAAGUGUUCCCUGGUUCGUCCCAAAGUGGUGCGCAGCGUCCACUACUGUCCUGCCACCAAGAAGACGAUGGAGAGGAAGUACACAGACCUGACCUCGUUGGACGCCUUCCCCUCCAGCGCCAUUUACCCCACUAAGGACGAGGAGAACAACCCUCUGGAGACGGAAUUCGGCCUGUCCAUCUACAAGGACCACCAGACCAUCACGGUGCAGGAGAUGCCGGAGAAGGCGCCGGCAGGCCAGCUGCCUCGCUCCGUGGACAUCAUCCUGGACAACGAUCUGGUGGACGUGGUCAAACCGGGAGAUCGGGUGCAGGUGAUUGGAACGUACCGCUGCCUGCCGGGGAAGAAGGGAGGAUUCACCUCCGGCACGUUCAGGACCAUCAUGAUAGCGUGCCACGUGAAGCAGAUGAGCAAAGAGGUGUCUCAGUCGUUCUCUGCCGACGACGUGGCCAAGAUCAGGAACUUCAGCCGGAUCCGCUCUGUGAACGUGUUUGACCAGCUGGCCCGCUCGCUGGCGCCCAGCAUCCACGGCCACGACUACAUCAAGAAGGCCAUCCUCUGCAUGCUGCUGGGCGGUGUGGAGAAGGUUCUGGAGAACGGCACGCGUAUCCGAGGAGACAUCAACGUCCUGCUCAUCGGCGACCCAUCGGUGGCCAAAUCCCAGCUGCUGCGCUACGUCCUCCACACGGCGCCCAGAGCCAUCCCCACCACCGGCCGAGGCUCCUCCGGCGUGGGUCUGACCGCUGCCGUCACCACCGAUCAGGAGACCGGAGAGCGGCGCCUGGAGGCGGGUGCCAUGGUGCUGGCCGACCGCGGCGUGGUGUGCAUCGACGAGUUCGACAAGAUGUCUGACAUGGACCGCACGGCCAUCCAUGAAGUGAUGGAGCAGGGCCGGGUCACUAUCGCCAAGGCCGGCAUCCACGCCCGGCUCAACGCCCGCUGCUCCGUGCUGGCAGCAGCCAACCCGGUCUACGGCAGGUACGACCAGUACAAAACCCCCAUGGAGAACAUCGGCCUGCAGGACUCGCUGCUGUCGCGUUUCGACCUGCUCUUCAUUAUGCUGGACCAGAUGGACCCCGAGCAGGACCGCGAGAUCUCGGACCACGUGCUGAGGAUGCACCGUUACCGCGACCCCCGCGAGCAGGAGGGAGCAGCCAUGGCGCUGGGCGGGUCGGUGGACGUGCUGGCUACAGAUGACCCGGACGCCAUGACGGAGGAGCAUGAGGAGCUGCAGAUUUACGAGAAACACAACAACCUGCUGCACGGAAGCAAGAAGAAGAAGGAUAAAAUUUUGAGUAAGGAGUUCAUGAGGAAGUACAUCCAUGUCGCUAAGAUUAUCACCCCUGUGCUGACCGAGGAAGCAGCCAAUCACAUCGCAGAGGAGUACUCCCGGCUGAGGAGUCAGGAGCAGCUGGCGGCCGAUGUGGCCCGGACCUCUCCUGUGACGGCCCGUACUCUAGAGACCCUGAUCCGCCUCUCCACGGCGCACGCCAAGGCCCGCAUGAGCAAGGCGGUGGAGCUGGAGGACACGGAGGUUGCCGUGGAGCUGGUCCAGUUCGCCUACUUUAAGAAGGUUCUGGAGAAGGAGAAGAAGCGCACGAGGAAGGAGCGCGACUCUGACUCAGAGGAAGAUGACGACGAAGAGGCGCCUCCCAGUCAACGCUCGCAAAGAACUCGGAAGAGGGGGCGCCAAGGCUCUCAGAGUAGCGAGCCCUACAGCCCGUAUGACUUCAGUGAAGAACAAGAUGUCCCUCAGAUUCAAGCUGGCACCCCAAAACCAGCCAAACCCCAGCAACAGGCGGAGGAGGAACCCAUGGAGGCCACGUCACAAGCUGAAGGUGCCGAACUCUCAGCUGAGAGGCUGAAGGAGUUCAAGUCGUCUCUGUUCGGCGUUUUCCAGUCGGCUCACGCGCAGUCUGUGAAAAUGACGAAGCUCAUGGAAGAGGUCAACAAAGAGCGGGAGAGCCGCUUCACGGAGCCCGAGGUCCGUGCCGCCCUGGCCCGCAUGCAGGACGACAACCAGGUCAUGGUGGCCGACGACAUCAUCUUCCUCAUCUGAGGAAGGAUGAGUGUUCCCCAAAACCAAAUUAAAUAUGGAUAUAAACACACUGGGUUGUUUCUGUUCGUGUCCUGAGGAUUUUUUUAUUGUAUCUUUGUGGUGUACCCACCCCGUCACCAUUGGACAGGACAGCGCUGUGUUCUCAUUCAGUAUUCAGUGAAACAGACAUGAUGUGGAGUCCGGUUUUGUUAAAAAUCUGUAAAUAGUUUUUGUUUAAUAAAUGUAACUGAUAUAAAAAAUAAAAUUAAAUGUUUUGGUGUGCUAUAACUCAGUUCCUGUGUAGAACCAAGCUUUGUCUGUUAUUCCAGCCAGAAUAAGUUGAGUUUCUGCCUUGCGCUGUCAAUGACGGAAAUGUCCAGUGAUCCCCAACUUGAAAUCCAAAUUUUGAUCUCCAUUUUGACUUGAAAUCCUUUAAUAAAUUUGCACUACAUGGUGCUGUAACAUUUGCCCUAAUUUGUGUUUAUCUCAUGAAUCCCAAUAAAAUACAUUGACGUCUGUGGUUGAUAAAUGACAAAUGUAAAGAGGUUCCAUGGUUAUGAACGGUCUCACAAGGUUAUGGUGAGGGAAACUAGCACCAAAUGAGCAAAUUGUAUUAUUUAAUUUAAACUUUGUAUAUGUCCAAUGUCAGAUCAGAUGUUAAAUGAAAAUCUUGGAUUAAAAGAUUAGUAAAUCUGUUUUGUAUUAACUAAAUGAGUCAGUGUCGGCUGGUCCGUAGGGGGGGCUGCACUCCAAGAUGAGGAGGUCGGAAAAAAAAAAUCAAAGCAUGAAUGAUUAAAAUAACUCAUUCAACAGUGAA
Xiphophorus hellerii (green swordtail) is the source of this 4460-nucleotide messenger RNA. It is a transcript of the gene mcm3, whose product is annotated as minichromosome maintenance complex component 3. Gene Ontology annotation, cellular component: MCM complex; nucleus. Gene Ontology annotation, biological process: DNA replication; mitotic DNA replication initiation; DNA strand elongation involved in DNA replication. The record is from RefSeq and is a predicted model, not a curated record. The coding region runs from base 1214 to 3664 and encodes 816 amino acids. NCBI's taxonomy places the organism in Eukaryota, Metazoa, Chordata, Actinopteri, Cyprinodontiformes, Poeciliidae. Gene Ontology annotation, molecular function: single-stranded DNA helicase activity; ATP binding; single-stranded DNA binding. The transcript is spliced from 17 exons.